Messenger RNA from Trichobilharzia szidati, 2805 nucleotides. NCBI's taxonomy places the organism in Eukaryota, Metazoa, Platyhelminthes, Trematoda, Strigeidida, Schistosomatidae. The record is from the annotation of a GenBank genome assembly.
AUUUGCUUUCAAGGUCGUAAUUGCUUUCCAAUGGUGAUACUCCGCGGACAUGUGAAACAUGUCAAAUGGAACGCAUUGUGGAAUACUCUGAGAAUUUAUCUACAAAUACAGACUCAGAUGUAAGGUUUGAUGAAGAAGCUUCACAAUGCAGUGAAUUGGAGAACUUUAGUACUUUAAUUUUACCUAUGUCAAAUACCUUCCAGUGUGAUCCUGAAGUGGAAGCACUCCAUGAAAAAGUUCACUGGAUAGUAUUGUCCUCACUGUUCUGCAUUCUAGGUUAUAAGACUGAGAAAAGAGUUAUCGGGUGUUGUCUGUCAAUCCGAAUAUUCUGAAGCAGUGCGUGCAAAUGCUGAAUUGCAUGCAUCGGUGAUGAAAGUUCAGUUAUUGAGGCAAUUUAAAUGGCACAUAUCAUUUUUACUUACAAUCUCCGCUGCUUUGCAUGACCAGGAGAACACUAGUCUACUAGAAGAUUCAAGGGUAAACAGUUCAGGCGAAGGUGUAAAUCUACUCAGUGAGAGUUCAUUUCAAGCUGGGAGAAUACAAAAUGAUAUUCAGAAACUUUCUCAUGAGAUAAUAGCUGCAUUAAGAGACAAGAAUAUUCAGCUGAAAAAUCUCUCCAUCGAGAAAACUAUACUCCAAAAUUUGUACGAUGAACUGCUUCAAAGGCAUGAAUGUUUAAAGAAACAGCAUGAAGGAACUCUAAGUGUUAUUGAAACACAGAAGGGAAGACUGUCAGCUCUUGAUAGUCUAAAUAAGGAUUUGACUGAAGAAAAUAGAAAUGUAUCUACCAAACUAUUGAAUACGGAAAAUCUGUUAAACAGAUUAAAAAUUCAAAAUUAUUCACUUAGACAAGAAAUUAAAACAAGCAUUCAAAGCCACAUGAGUACAAUUCUUACUCGACACAUGGAUCAGAUUAAGCUACAUUUUUUUCAAACAAAUCAAAAAAUCGAUGCACAGUUACAUCAACUCUGCGCAUUAAAACAAUAUCUUAAUGAGAAUAAAUCAAAACUAAAAAUUGGCUUAUACAACGAUACUAAUGGUCGAAAGCAUACAUUUUGUCAAACAGACCCAGAAUUAAUCAAACCCAGUUCAAUGAAUCCAAAACAAAAUCAGUUCACUCACAAACACCAUCAUCAUCAGGCUGUUGCAGAUCAAAAAUCGAUUAUGCAUAAACUUCAUUCAAUUAUCAAAAUGCUAAAACAAAUUAAUUCGAUGAAUACUAAUUCAAUUGACAAAGAUAAUUCCAUAUAUAAAUCAAUAGAUAAAGCAUUCAACAUUCAACAGAAUAUAGAUACAUUAGAACAAACUGAGCAACUAUUGAACAUGAUCAAUAGUCAUUCAAAUCAGUUCAUGUCAACUGGUAAUAAAUCAAUGAUAUAUGACAAUCAAAAAGUACCGGCAUCUUCAUCAUUGCACAAAUGUAUUGGGAAGAGAUUUUAUAAUUUGAAAACAUUGCGUAAUCAAUUAACAAAGCAAGCAAUGAUGCCUUCAAAAAAAUGCAGGACGAAGACAAAAGCUAAUAACACUGACUACAAGGACAGAGAUGGUGAAAAUGGAAGACACAAGAUGAUAGAGAAAUCCUCAGCACAAUCCUUAACAAGUAAAUUAAAUGAGAAGCACGCGUCAAACAGGAUUACUGAUGGGAGUGUCGUAAAUAAUGGUGACAGUAGCAGGGGUCAUGGUGGUGUUGAUACCGAUGAUGAUGGAGACGGAGAUAAAAGUUUAUCUGUUGAAAGUAGACCGAACUCUGGUAAACAGAAUCUAUCUAAUAAUGGAAAAACAAACAGUAAUAAUACAAAUGAAAUGACGAGUGAACACAAAUCUGAUGAAUUGUUUUCACUAGUUAAAGAAUAUUCUAAUCACAGUGAACAAGCAAUUUUAAGUUCAAAUAUUUCAAUUACUAAAAAUUUAACCACAAAUAACAGUGAACGUGAAGCGGACGCGAUAACUAAUUCUUUAAAUGCGAACAAGCCCUCGCCAGUUAUACAGCCUAUCUCAAACAUGACGAAAGAUGAGAAAUUUAAUGAAAUGUCUGCACAAGGUGAUGAUCAGCGGACAAGCGCACCAUGUAUUGUAAAAGAUUCUGAUAUUUGUUUAGUGACAAGUGAAUUAUUUAGUCAGUCUCUAUCAGUUUUAGAAGGUUUCAAUGUACCUUUGGAAAGAAAUUGUAAUAAUUAUAGAAAAAUAACUGAUUCGUCUGCAACAUUUCUUAUCGAUCCGCUGAAAUCAGAUAUUAAAUGUCAAAACAAUGUGUAUGCGUACUGCGCAGAUUACGUAACAAGCAAACCUUUAUGUGAUAACGAUAUUUCAUUGGAUCACUUAUCAUCUACCUCUAAGAUAGUAUCUUCAAUAGACAUUCCAUGUCAGCACAGGCAAGACAAUAGUGAAUCGAAUUUAUCAUAUGAUAUCGCUGAAGCCUAUUCAACAGUAACCUGUCAGCUGGUGGUUGAUGAGGAAAAGAAAAACGCUUCAGUGGCAGUAGUAGUAGUCGGAACUGAAGGGGGAGAAGAAAAAGAAGAAGAGAAGUCUGGAGAAAGAGUGGAAGGAGACAUUUUCCAGAUAAAUAACCCUCUAAUAGUGGAUAGAACAAACCAGCUAGCUGAGAUGAAUUCAAUCGAAACGUAUACAAAUGAUACAAUAGCUUCUGUUCGAAAUAAAUUAUCAGAUGAAAGAAAUGCAAGGAAUAUUUAUCAAUACGCAUCCAGUGAAAUUAAUCGCGUUUUAGUGAAUAUCAUUGAGAGAGUAAAACAGAAUGGUGAUUCAUUGACACCUGAAUGUAUAGAUGUGGUAAGUGAGGUUGUUUAA